AAACCCCUCAUCCCCCACCCUUUUUUCCAAUCCCAAACCCUUCUCUCCACUCCAAUUUUGCUCCCUCCAAGCACACCAUGGCAAGCCCCCAUUACCUCCUCACACUCUCACUCCUCCUCCUCCUCUCAUGCCACACCCUCCAGGCCCAACACGACACCUCCUUCGGUCGUUCCAUGGACCGCAAGCUAUUGGGCCUAGACAAGAAAGAAAAGCUGAGCCACUUCAAGUUCUACUGGCACGACAUACAAAGCGGAAAGAGUCCCACAUCGGUGUCGGUUGUUCCCCCACCCUUGAAGGUUAACACCACCACGGCCUUUGGCCUGGUCAACAUGAUCGACAACCCGUUGACCCUGGGACCCCAACUCAGUUCCAAGCUCGUGGGGAAGGCUCAGGGGUUCUACGCCUCGGCCUCGCUGAGCGAGGUGGGCCUUCUCAUGGCUAUGAACUUUGCUUUUGUUGAAGGGAAAUACAAUGGCAGCACCAUCACCAUCUUGGGGAGGAACUGUGUCUUCAACAAGGUUAGGGAGAUGCCUGUCAUUGGAGGGAGUGGACUCUUCAGGUUUGCUAGAGGCUAUGCAGAGGCUAGGACUCAUUCCUUUGAUCUCAAAACUGGGGAUGCCAAUGUUGAAUACAAUGUCUAUGUUUUGCAUUAUUGAUCAUCAUCAUUUCUCUUGUAUAAUAAUAUAGGAGACCAAUCAUAUCAUCAUUAUAAUUUAAGAUUUUAUUCUUGUCACUGCUAGUUUUAGUUCACUCAAUCAAAGACUGAUCUUGUUACUUGUUACCAGUACUGUUACUGAUCCAAAGGGUUCUCGCACACGCCAUGUAUACUUUGUUUCUUUACUUGUUUAUGUUCUUUGCUUUUGAUGCUUAGCUUUGCUUUUUUAAAGAGGUGGGGUUAUUGCUUAUGAACCCAUCUUUUGUUCAGUCUGUUUAAAUUUGAUUAUGUAUUUGUGGUUGGUGUGAUGAUUACAAUAAUAAUUUAUGCAGCUUUCUUUACUGGCUGCAUUUGGAAA
Molecule: messenger RNA, 1013 nt
Organism: Cajanus cajan (pigeon pea)
Lineage: Eukaryota; Viridiplantae; Streptophyta; Magnoliopsida; Fabales; Fabaceae
Product: dirigent protein 22
Source: RefSeq, a predicted model, not a curated record